UAUGGCUGCCUCACUGCCUGUGAGGGGAAGUCACCGAUGUUCCGUUUGAUGAGCCUAGUAACAGGACCUAUUUUACACGUGUUGCCAAUGAGAGAUUUGCGCAAGCGCAGUAAGGCAGUUAGAAAUCGGAAGUUCCCCCUCCCCCUUCUUUUUAAAAAUGGCAGCGCCCGGUGGCGGUAGCGUGGCGCAGUCGGAUUUCUUGGGUUUUGGUCCCGGGGCAAAGGCAGGAGAGAAGGGGCUGCGUAAAAGGAAACGGGUAAAUAAGAACAAGAAGAAGAACUGGUUACGGCACAGCGAUGUGAAGGACGUGGAAGAAUUCUUGGACGAUGUCCGAUUUCAGCAGAGGACGGCAGGUGGGCUGUUGCAAGAUAAAGCAGAUGAGAGCCUGUUUUUUGUUGACACUGGCAAACCAGAAAAAGGUGCUAAGUUAAAGAAGAAAGAUGCACCACUGCAUAUAGAUCUGAUCCUGCAAAGUGACUCAAAGGUCCUCCCACCAAAAGAUAUAUCUUCACAUCAAGUCCCAAAUGGAAGGAAACUGAAGCGAAAGCAGGAGUUGCAGGCAAAGUUAGAAAAAAGAGGAAUUCUUUCUCGGUCAGAGAAACUUUUGCAAGCACGGCUAAAUAAGAGAGACUCAAAGGCUAAAGCAGAAGCUUCCAACAACUCUGGCAGGAGCUUUUAUGACAUCUGGGGAAAUGACAAUCCCCUAGACUUUGAACAUCAAGGAAAAGACUCUUGGUAUCUUGAACAGACCAAAAAAAGCAGAGUUAAGCAUCCAGAUAGAUUAAGGGUCAAACCUUCUGAAGUACCAGCCAUUGAGCUUGUGAGUUCUGGUUCCUCCUACAACCCAUCAUUCCAGUCACAUCAGAUGCUUCUUUUGCAAGCUCAUGAAGUGGAACUAAAAAAAUUAAAAGAGGAAGAAAAAAUUGAAAAGCAGCUGAAGUUUCCCACGGCUGCAGAUGCACCCACCGAGGAAAGCCGGUUUCAGGAGCUGUGUGAGGGGCUUGUGGAAGAAUCUGAGGUGCCUGCUGCUGCCGAAGAGCGGUCUGAAGAGCAGGGCACAGGUUCUUGUUUGCAGAGAGAGCGAAAGACUGAGCGGCAGAGAAAGAAGGAAAAGGAAGCUAAAAUUCUGAGAGCCAAGCUGCAUGCAGAUAAGAUUAAGAAACAACGUAUUCAGAGUUUGUUCCAACUAAGGUCCAUUCAAGCAGCACUUGCAAAGCGGGAGGGAGAGAUGGCACGUCGCAAAGCACUAAAGGCAGAGAAACGGAAAAAAGAGGCCUUGCAGCCACGAAGGCUAGGUCGUCUUAAGUAUAAAGAUCCAGAAAUAGAUGUACUGCUUAGUGAUGAGCUUCCAGAAUCCCUGAGGAAAUUGAAGCCUGAAGGCAACAUUGCAACUGAUAGAUUUAAGAGCUUUCAGAAGAGGAAUAUUAUUGAACCACGAGAGAGAGCAAAGUUUCAGAGGAAGUUGAAAGUGAAAUAUGUGGAAAAACGUGCUUUCCGGGAAAUCACGUUAUAGCAACUGGCUGCUGUCUCCUGUACAAAUACUGGGCCUUUCAAAAAAUUUCCAGGUAUAUGGACAUCUGUAAAGACUGGGUGUCUACAGUUGGAUCUUCUGAGUUGCUUAAAUCUAGUCUUUCCAGAGCUGCCUGUACAGUAAAAGCUUUACCUUACCUUCCUGGUGCUGCUCCAUUAAAUAUAUUUACAUUAUAAGCAAUAGACUUGUUACCUGUAAUCCUUGGCUAGACACACAUUUGAAUUUAUCACCGACACAUUCAACACUUUUUCUUAUAUUUGGAUACAAUAAACUAAAGGUCAUGUUAUCAGAA
Xenopus tropicalis (tropical clawed frog) is the source of this 1823-nucleotide messenger RNA. RefSeq names its product NOP53 ribosome biogenesis factor (gene nop53). Lineage: Eukaryota; Metazoa; Chordata; Amphibia; Anura; Pipidae. The coding region runs from base 158 to 1513 and encodes 451 amino acids. The transcript has 13 exons. The record is from RefSeq and is a predicted model, not a curated record. Gene Ontology annotation, biological process: ribosomal large subunit assembly. Gene Ontology annotation, cellular component: nucleolus; nucleoplasm.